Molecule: messenger RNA, 1707 nt
Organism: Neoarthrinium moseri
Lineage: Eukaryota; Fungi; Ascomycota; Sordariomycetes; Amphisphaeriales; Apiosporaceae
Exons: 1
Coding region: 1-1707 (568 amino acids)
Biological process (GO): intracellular calcium ion homeostasis
Cellular component (GO): endoplasmic reticulum membrane
Molecular function (GO): enzyme regulator activity
Source: RefSeq, a predicted model, not a curated record
AUGUCUUCGAAGAACAUCCGCCUGUCUCGAGUCCCCCCGGCGAGCCUUGCAGCGCAUUCCCGUUCCCGUAUCGAUAGACCCGAGCCCUCGCCCGCCGACUCGUCCCUCUCAUGCGAGUCCAACGACAUCGAGGACUACAUAGGCAGCGGUACAGACACGGUCGGCGGCAGGACGCCCGCCAUUGACAAGAGGCUCUCGUUUGCGUCCGAGGACCCCCUGCCGCAUGGUGACGGCCCGCGAGAUACGGUAUACAAUUACGACAGCGACGACGACGACGACGACGCCGAGUACGCAGACAUGGACUCGAAGCGGCCUGCUCUGCUCCGCCAGGGAGACAGCCGCUCUGGCCAGCCCCUGUUGUCUCAGCCAGACGACGAGCGAGGGCGCGCGCGCUAUAACCACUCGCGAUCCCCGUCUCCCUUGCUGAACCGGCCGACCAGCAGCAACAGCAGCCAAAAUGCCACAACCCAUCCGGCGCAGCGUCCGACCUUCUCGCGGCGCUCCACGAUGCGCUCCCGAUCGCCCGACACCCAGGCCAAGAUGGCGGCACGCAAGAAGUACGUCUACGCCUCCAUAUUCUUGGUCGUGUCGCUGGUUUCCUUCUGCAUCCAGACCGAGCUGGCCGCCUACGUGCAGCAGGAUCUGGGCUGGAACAAGGCCUACUGCAUGCUCUACCUCACCCACGGGUCCUGGUCCAUGCUCUGGCCUGUCCAGCUCGUCAUACUACGCGUGCAGAAGUGGAACAUGCCCUGGCAGACAUUCUGGAGGAGGCACGUCCACCUGCUCCGGACCACGACCCACAUGAUCAGGAGCCAGGACUUGGACGUUCCCAGGCACAUUACCAACACGAGCCCCUGGCCCUACCUGAUCAAGUCGACGGCCUUCAUCACGAGCGCCUUGACCGUCGCGGGUCUGAGUUGGUACCUCGCCGUUGACAUGACCACCCCCAGCGACCUGACGGCCAUCUACAACUGCUCGGCCUUCUUCGCCUACGCAUUCAGCGUGCCGCUGCUGAAAGAGAAGCUGCGCCUCGAUAAGAGCUUGGCCGUCAUGAUUGCCAUCGUCGGGGUUCUGGUCGUGGCGUACGGCGACGCCAAGGAUGCCGAGGAUGCCGAGGGCCAGAGCGCCGACAAGAGCGCAGGUACCCAGUUCCUGGGGAACCUCAUCAUCGGCGUCGGAAGCGUGCUCUAUGGGCUGUACGAGGUGCUGUACAAGAGAUGGGCCUGUCCGCCCGAAGGGGUCUCGGCGGGGCGGGGCAUGAUCUUCGCCAACGCCUUUGGCAGCUGCAUCGGCUUGUUCACGCUCACGGUGCUGUGGGUUCCACUUCCACUCCUGCAUAUGCUGGGUUGGGAGACCUUCGAGCUGCCGACCGGGGAGACGGCUUGGUAUCUGUGGGUUAGCGUCGUCAUGAACGCCACCUUCGCCGGCUCCUUCCUGGUCCUUAUCAGCCUGACGAGCCCGGUUCUCAGCUCGGUCGCGGCCCUGCUGACCAUCUUCAUCGUCGCCAUCGUGGACUGGAUGAGGACGGGCAAGGCUCUGAGCUUGGCGGCUGUUUCCGGCGGUGUGAUGAUUGUCGUUGCUUUCGGCAUGCUUUCCUGGAGUACGUACCGUGAGAUGGUCGAGGACGCCGAACGGAAAGCCGUCGCAGGCGGUGUGGAAGCGGAAUGGGACAGCGAUAGUGACAAGGAUGCGGAUCGGUAUGAUUAG